Messenger RNA from Penicillium concentricum, 924 nucleotides. RefSeq lists its product as uncharacterized. The record is from RefSeq and is a predicted model, not a curated record. The transcript has a single exon. NCBI's taxonomy places the organism in Eukaryota, Fungi, Ascomycota, Eurotiomycetes, Eurotiales, Aspergillaceae. Bases 1 to 924 code for a protein of 307 amino acids.
AUGCCUCGAACCACCAUUUCAUUGCAGCUCAACAUGAAAUCAACCCCAUUCAAAAACCAGAGAAUAUGGUACCCACUUCGUCUUGACGACUUCCACCUCCCACAGGCUGAUCUUGAUCGUCAAUCUGUCCUCGAUCUUAUUCGAAGUGUCUACGAUCCUUUGCUGACCACUUGGCUUGCUGAGCCAGGUCAUACCUGGCAAAACAUGUUCCAGAAAAAGCUAUCCAGUAACGUGUUUGAACAACAGUGUAUCGCUAGGAAGGGAGAGCUGCCAGGAGGUGUUCAAUCUAUAGAGACUGACACUGUCCUUGGUCAAAUCUUACUCGAUCUUCUUAAGUAUCACCGAUUCACUGAUCCCGCUUGGAGGGUACCUAGUGCUGCUGUGCCUCCCGCUGUGCCUGCCGCUAAUUUUCCUACUCCUCUAGAUAUACUUGCCGCAGCUGCAAGCGCAGCCCAGCCCCCUUUGGCUACUUCUGCCCUUGAUAUGCUUGCCGCAGCUGCAAACGCAGCCCAGCCCCCUUUAGCUACUCCUGCCCUUGAUAUACUUGCCGCAGUUGCAAGCGAAGCCCAGCCCAUUUUGGCUACUCCUGCCCUUGAUAUACUUGCCGCAGCUGCAGGCACAGUGCCGCAUCUUCCUGUGCCCGGUCCUGCUGCUGUCCCCGCCCCAGUUCCUUCUCCCAUCACCCCGGCCUAUUCUGCUAUCAGCAAUGAUAAUACUCCUCCCCCCCCGAGUGCUUCUGACAUCACCCAGGCUGCUACUCCUAAUCCCCCGACUGCUUCUGAUAUCAGCCAGGCUGCUACUCCUAUCGCCCCAGCUGCUUCUCCCAUCCCCCCAGUUGCUUCUCCUGCCCCUGGAACCAAGCGAGGCAUAGACGAUGAGACUGAGCAACCUCCUAAGAAGAAGCAAGCGGUGAAUCCGACGUAA